AUGUGGUCUGGGGAGAUAUUUAUCGUGGUCAGAAGUGUCUUCAACAAGUGUUCAGAACAACGACUAAGCUUACUCACCAGAGUCUGCAAGCCAGUAUCAGUCGUAAAUUUCCAACAUAAGGAACGUCCAGCUGCUCUCUCGGGAAGUGCAAUGAGAAUUACGACAAUAAGUAGACAUAUUAACCAGAUGUUGGCGGUGCUGAUGACAGUGGUGCUAAUAACCUUUUAUGGAAUUUCUUGCAUUACUCACGAUCUCUCAAAAUACAAAAUUUCAUAUGGGAACCGCAUCCAGCGUGAGGUCCAGUGGCGCCACGCCCCCGCCAGUCCGCCGUGCCCGCCGCAGGUAACCGUCAUCGCCUUCGUCACCUCGAGCCCCGACCACCGCGAGCGCCGAGACCGGAUCAGGAACACUUGGGCCAACCCGGUCUACUAUCCUCGCAAAGAUCUCAGAUUUCUGUUUGUGAUCGGAGCCACAGCCAACGCUUCUGUGCAGGCCGCCGUGGACGAGGAGAUGGCGCAGUUUAAUGACAUUAUUCAAAACAACUUCUAUGAUUCAUAUCGGAACUUGACUUACAAGACCAUCGCCUGGCUGUCGUGGGUCGUGCACCACUGCCCCGACGUCCCCUUCGCCCUCAAGGUGGACGACGACGUGGUUGUGAACCCCUCUAGUCUUCAGGAGUUAUAUGGAAAGAUCAAUCAGAAGUCCGACUUCCAGACUUUUUCUAUUAAGAUCGUUUAUUAG
Messenger RNA from Penaeus chinensis, 741 nucleotides. RefSeq names its product beta-1,3-galactosyltransferase 5-like. The coding region runs from base 1 to 741 and encodes 246 amino acids. The record is from RefSeq and is a predicted model, not a curated record. Gene Ontology annotation, cellular component: membrane. NCBI's taxonomy places the organism in Eukaryota, Metazoa, Arthropoda, Malacostraca, Decapoda, Penaeidae. The transcript is spliced from 7 exons. Gene Ontology annotation, molecular function: hexosyltransferase activity.